Messenger RNA from Phragmites australis (common reed), 3690 nucleotides. RefSeq names its product probable cellulose synthase A catalytic subunit 1 [UDP-forming]. Gene Ontology annotation, biological process: plant-type primary cell wall biogenesis; cellulose biosynthetic process. Bases 165 to 3389 code for a protein of 1074 amino acids. Gene Ontology annotation, molecular function: cellulose synthase (UDP-forming) activity. NCBI's taxonomy places the organism in Eukaryota, Viridiplantae, Streptophyta, Magnoliopsida, Poales, Poaceae. The record is from RefSeq and is a predicted model, not a curated record. The transcript is spliced from 14 exons. Gene Ontology annotation, cellular component: trans-Golgi network; plasma membrane.
CCGCGGUAGAAGGCGACGCCGGGUGGAGGAAACGGAAGAGAGCAGUAGCGGUCGGGCACACUUGCACCAGCUCACACGCACUGACGCACACGCGGAUGCGUGCUGUGUGAAGACGAGGUGGUGGGGGAGGCGGAAGAGAGCAUUGGCGUCGGGCGCGGCCGGCGAUGGCCGCGAACGCGGGGAUGGUGGCUGGCUCCCGCGACGGGGUCGUCACGAUCCGCCACGACGGCGACGGCGCCGCGGCUAAGCAAUUGAAAAACGAGAAUGAACAAAUAUGUCAAAUCUGCGGUGACACUCUCGGGCUCGCAGCUACGGGCGAUGUCUUUGUUGCUUGCAAUGAGUGUGCCUUCCCAGUUUGUCGGCCAUGUUAUGAAUAUGAGCGCAAGGAGGGGAAUCAGUGCUGCCCACAAUGCAAGACUAGAUACAAGAGGCACAAAGGGAGCCCUCGAGUUCCAGGAGAUGAUGAGGAGGAGGGUGUUGAUGAUUUGGAUAAUGAAUUCAACUAUGCGCAAGGCAAUGGCAAAGGUCCACAGUGGCAGCUGCGAGGGCAAGGAGAAGAUGUUGAUCUCUCUUCAUCUUCUCGACAUGAACCACAUCAUAGGAUUCCGCGUCUGACAAGUGGGCAGCAGAUUUCUGGAGAUAUCCCUGAUGCUUCUCCUGAUCGCCAUUCUAUCCGCAGCCCAACACCAAGCUAUGUUGAUCCAAGCAUUCCAGUACCUGUGAGGAUUGUGGACCCCUCGAAGGACUUGAAUUCUUAUGGGGUUGGAAGUGUUGACUGGAAAGAAAGAGUCGAGAGCUGGAGAGUUAAACAGGAGAAAAAUAUGAUACAGGUGACUAAUAAAUAUCCAGCAGAAGGGAAAGGGGAUAUCGAAGGAACUGGCUCAAAUGGUGAAGAUCUGCAAAUGGCUGAUGAUGCACGGCUGCCUCUAAGCCGCAUAAUGCCUAUAUCUGCUAAUCAGAUCAACAUAUAUCGAGUAGUGAUCGUUCUCCGGCUUAUCAUCCUCUGCCUCUUCUUCCAGUAUCGUAUAACUCAUCCAGUGCGUGAUGCUUAUGGAUUGUGGCUUGUCUCUGUUAUUUGUGAAGUUUGGUUUGCCUUGUCUUGGCUUCUAGAUCAGUUCCCAAAGUGGCAUCCUAUCAACCGUGAAACUUACCUUGAUAGGCUUGCAUUGAGAUAUGAUAGGGAGGGUGAGCCAUCUCAGUUGGCUCCAAUUGAUGUCUUUGUCAGUACGGUGGAUCCACUUAAGGAACCUCCUCUAAUUACUGCCAAUACUGUCUUGUCCAUUCUUGCUGUGGAUUACCCUGUUGACAAAGUAUCAUGCUAUGUUUCCGAUGAUGGUUCAGCUAUGUUGAGUUUCGAAUCACUGUCAGAAACUGCUGAGUUCGCUAGGAAAUGGGUUCCCUUUUGCAAGAAACACAACAUUGAACCCAGGGCUCCAGAGUUUUACUUUGCUCAAAAGAUAGAUUACCUGAAGGACAAAAUCCAACCAUCUUUUGUGAAAGAAAGGCGGGCUAUGAAGAGGGAGUACGAAGAAUUCAAAGUACGGAUCAAUGCCCUUGUAGCAAAAGCACAAAAAAUACCUGAAGAAGGCUGGACCAUGGCUGAUGGCACUCCUUGGCCUGGGAAUAACCCAAGAGAUCAUCCGGGAAUGAUCCAGGUAUUCUUGGGGCACAGUGGUGGGCUUGACACUGAUGGAAAUGAGUUGCCACGUCUCGUUUAUGUUUCUCGUGAAAAGAGGCCAGGUUUCCAGCAUCACAAGAAGGCUGGUGCCAUGAAUGCUUUGAUUCGCGUAUCUGCUGUCCUGACAAAUGGUGCUUAUCUUCUUAAUGUGGAUUGUGACCACUACUUCAAUAGCAGCAAAGCUCUUAGAGAAGCUAUGUGCUUCAUGAUGGAUCCAGCGCUAGGAAGGAAAACUUGCUAUGUCCAGUUUCCACAAAGAUUUGAUGGUAUAGACAUGCAUGAUCGAUAUGCAAACCGGAACAUUGUCUUCUUUGAUAUUAACAUGAAGGGUUUAGAUGGCAUUCAAGGCCCUGUGUAUGUGGGAACAGGUUGCUGUUUCAAUAGGCAGGCCUUGUAUGGCUAUGAUCCUGUGUUGACUGAAGCUGAUUUGGAGCCGAACAUUAUCAUUAAAAGUUGCUGUGGUGGCAGAAAGAAGAAGGACAAGAGCUAUAUUGAUACCAAAAACUGUGCUACGAAGAGAACAGAAUCUUCAGCUCCUAUCUUCAACAUGGAAGACAUAGAAGAGGGUUUUGAAGGUUAUGAGGAUGAAAGGUCACUGCUUAUGUCCCAGAAGAGCUUGGAGAAACGCUUUGGCCAGUCCCCAAUUUUUAUUGCAUCCACCUUCAUGACUCAAGGUGGCAUUCCACCUUCAACAAACCCAGCUUCCCUGCUAAAAGAAGCCAUCCAUGUCAUUAGCUGUGGAUACGAGGACAAGUCAGAAUGGGGGAAAGAGAUUGGAUGGAUAUAUGGCUCUGUUACUGAGGAUAUUCUAACUGGGUUCAAAAUGCAUGCAAGAGGUUGGAUGUCCAUCUACUGCAUGCCACUUCGGCCUUGCUUCAAGGGUUCUGCUCCAAUUAACCUUUCCGAUCGUCUCAACCAAGUGCUACGUUGGGCUCUUGGUUCAGUUGAAAUUCUUCUUAGCAGACACUGUCCUAUCUGGUAUGGUUACAAUGGAAGGCUAAAGCUUCUGGAGAGACUGGCCUACAUAAACACCAUUGUUUAUCCAAUUACAUCCAUUCCACUAAUAGCCUACUGUGUGCUUCCUGCUAUCUGUCUGCUCACCAACAAAUUCAUUAUUCCCGAGAUUAGCAAUUAUGCUGGAAUGUUGUUCAUUCUGCUUUUUGCUUCCAUCUUUCUCACUGGUAUAUUGGAGCUUCAAUGGAGUGGUGUUGGUAUUGAGGACUGGUGGAGAAAUGAGCAGUUUUGGGUCAUUGGUGGCACCUCUGCACAUCUGUUUGCUGUGUUCCAAGGUCUACUAAAAGUGUUGGCAGGGAUUGACACAAACUUCACGGUUACAUCAAAGGCAACUGAUGAUGAGGGUGAUUUUUCUGAGUUAUACGUGUUCAAGUGGACAAGUCUUAUAAUUCCCCCAACCACCGUGCUUGUGAUUAACCUGGUGGGUAUAGUGGCAGGAGUAUCUUACGCUAUUAACAGUGGCUACCAGUCCUGGGGUCCGCUUUUCGGGAAGCUUUUCUUCUCAGUCUGGGUGAUCCUCCAUCUUUACCCUUUCCUAAAGGGUCUCAUGGGGAGGCAGAACCGCACACCAACCAUUGUCAUCGUUUGGUCCAUCCUCCUCGCUUCCAUCUUCUCAUUGCUGUGGGUGAAGAUCGAUCCUUUCAUAUCACCUACUCAGAAAGCUGUUUCCCUUGGGCAAUGCGGUGUAAACUGCUGAUCAGAACUGCUUGCUGAAUUGUAACCUGGCAUGGUCCCGAUCAAAGUCGACCCUACCCCCUCAUGUAAAUACCAGAGGAGGUUAGGUGAGAUUGUCGGUAGAUGAAGAUGUUUUAUCUGAGCUAUGCCUCUGGUCGUUAGCUUCUUCCGUGCCUCAGCUGCCCAUGGGAGGUGGCUGCAUAAAAGUGUGCUGCUUGUUUUAUUGCUAGGUAGCAGCAGCUUCUGACUGACGAUAACUUGGUUACUAUGUGCUCACUGUAGACUCCCGUGAGGUUAUUUAUAUAAGAACUUUAGCUACUAAA